Phycomyces blakesleeanus NRRL 1555(-) is the source of this 849-nucleotide messenger RNA. RefSeq lists its product as hypothetical. Bases 1 to 849 code for a protein of 282 amino acids. The transcript has 3 exons. The record is from RefSeq and is a predicted model, not a curated record. Lineage: Eukaryota; Fungi; Mucoromycota; Mucoromycetes; Mucorales; Phycomycetaceae.
AUGCAUCUAAGACAUAUUAUUUUUACCAACGCCCAGAAGAAAAAAUUUGAAAUCGAAGAACGAGUUCAGAUCUUGCUUCCCGCUGAACUUGCUAGUUCUUUUGCUGCUUCCCAUACUGUGCCUUCACUUCCUGAAGACCAGCGUCUCCAUUCCUCUCCUUCCCGUGUAUCUUUUUGGGACACUCAAGCCCAAAACAUAGUUGCCAAACUAUCUGGUGUACCUGUUUCUACACCUCUUGUUCCCAACUCUCCGGUCCACAUACCUGUUCCCAGCUCUUUGCCCAUGAGUACUCCUCCUGCUCCAGUCGACCCUGCUGCUCUUGCUGCCCCAGCUGCCAUGACCAUGCCCGAGUUGAUUGCGGCUUUUACCACUGCUCUCCAUAGCUCUCAACCACCUGCUGCUUAUACUGGCCCGAACUCUGUUCCUGCUCCAGUAUCUUUGCCUCCCUUGGUCCAGAUAGAACGGCCAGAUUUUUAUCAUGGGGCCCGCUCUGCCAAUGCAAUCGAUGGUUGGACUGGUUCUGUUGAAUCAUAUAUCAACACUUUUCAAGAUCUAUGUAUGGAUAUUCCAUCCAUGACUGAGGACGAGGCUCUAGACAGAUUUGUUAGUGGUUUGCGUCCUGAAACUCGCAGCCAAGUCCGCUUCCAGGAACCCUUGGACCUUGCCGAAGCUGCCCGCACUGCCCUAGCUUUUGAGAAUGGCCACCGCCCUGUCCCCACUUCCCGCCCAGAGGUUGUUCCGCAGUAUGUUCGCGAUGAUGGUCCCACCCCUAUGGACCUUGAUGCUAUGGAGGGGAGGGGGUCAAUGCGGACCAACUACCAGGGACGCUCAGGCCAGCACAGUAACUGA